AAAAGGCUGCAGGGCUCACGCACUAAAACUCACCCUGUACAGUCAAAGUGAGCGAGCCGGGUGUCAAGAACAGGAUCAAGAAGAAGAGCCGUGGCGUGAAACGAAGCUGGCUUUCUCUCGUCACGAGUUUUCGAGAACGACGCCGAUCUCUCCCCGCGGAUAACUAAUAUGUUCGAGAGGAAAUUACGGGCUCUCGGCUACUUGGAGUGGGACAAAGUCAACGGAAACAACCCUCAGCAUCUCAGAAAGGUGAUUGUAUGGUUGGAAGAUCAGAAGAUACGUCAUUAUACCAUAGACGAUCGCAACAGAUUGAGGGACAUUACCUCUCAGGAAUGGCCAAGCAUCUUCGAAAAGUACUGUAACGACGUCAAGUGUCCGAUAACUAAGAACGAGCUCGAUCAGCUGGAGUGGUUCAUAGGACACGCAAUUUCUCUAGAGUUUGGUGAUGACCACGAGAAAUAUCAGCGGGUUGUAGGGAGUAAGGCGAAGGACAAGAAGGAAGUACAAGUGCCUAGUAUCAAGUCCACGAAUCCUCUGGACAAUUUAAAUUUUGACAGUGAUGCUUUCAAGAACGGAGUUAAUUUAAUAGCCAGGUUACUGAACGUACCGAAGCACUCUGAUCAUCUCAUAACGCUACAGGCGUGCAGCAAACUCGUGUGUAACAAGUUGAACGCGGACGCCAUCAAGCAACCUAACAACGCCAUCAAUUCCAAGGGUAAAUCCCAGACGAAGGUUAUAGGGCCUGGCUUUAACAUGGGCGACGCGAUGUUGGACGAUGCUGCCAAAGGUCUCUCUUUGUUGUACAUUCAAGAUCUCAGGAAUCUCCAGACGAAGAUCAAUGAAACGAUAGUCGCUGUGCAAAAUGUAACGGCAAAUCCGAAAACGGACACCAAAUUAGGAAAAGUUGGCAAAUAGAAUGGCGGUUCGUUAACAUUUUGUAUUGCAAAAAGUAUUUGAUACCUUAAAGGAGGAAUAUAGACUAUCAUAUUAGCAGAAAAUUUGAUGUCGCGCACGCGUCUCGAAGCAAUCUCAAAUUGAGAACGUUUGCACUAUAAAACGAGAUAUUCCUGGAAUUUAAGUGUUAAUAUAUUAUUACUUCGUGCCAAAUCUGCGGAUACAUUUCGAUUUUGCCAGCAAACGCAGUGUAACAUUUGUUUCUCUCUUGUACAAAAUCGGUAUAUUAUUUAAGUAUGGUCUUGCUAGUGUAAUGAAAAAUACUUUAUAUCUGCAAAUAAAAAUCAUUAAUUUAUACAUAAAAACUGUCGAUUAGAGUAAUACAUUUUAAUCACAUCACAUUAGAGUAUACGAGUAUCGAGCAAUAAAUAUAAAUUGAAUUCCAAUUCGUUUCCAAUUCUUGGCGAGCAUCUCAAAUUAUGAAAGCUACUUUGUACCAGAAUUGUUUAUUAUCAUGAAUGUCCAAGUACUCUAUAAUGUAAUUGGACUAUGUUUGCGGAAAAACAUUCUUUAGAAGAAUAAAAUAGAAAUUUAUUCAAUAUUUAGGUUGUGUACGAGCUAUCUUUUAGAUUGUUCGCCAAGAUAAAUUUGUUCCUUCGUAAUUAUGUGGUAUUUCUAUAGCCGUAAUGUGAUAACAACUAAACAGAUGGAGCUAAAAUCCUGUGAGAUACAUACUUAAUGGAAAAAUGAAAAGGACUGCCUCCCACACUAGUGAACACUUUAUUGAAAAAUCUAUAUAUUGUGUAUAUAUUCAUAUAUAUAUCUGAACAUUUUUAUCCGAUACAUAUCUCGUAGGAUUUAAAAAAGGUUGUUGGAAAAGUGUAUGUUAUUGGUCGCAUAAUUGUUACAACGUAAUUUUAUACAACACACCUGAACAGAAAACAAAUUACGAAUUAUACGUAAUAACAAUAAAUGAGCUUCUUGUAAAUGCGUAUACGUCCAUCCGUCUGUGAAAUUAUCUGUUCGUAAUUUCCCUGCGUUUAUAAUAUACUUCAAAUUUAUUUAUAUAGUAUCGGAAUCCAUUAAAUAUAAAUUACUGUAAUAUGUAUGAGAAGAUACGCACGUGGAUAUACGUGUAUAUAGGAAUGUAUAAUAAACCACCUCUUUCACAUACUCAAAACGUUUCAGAGACACUGAAAGGCGGUAUGUUUAUUUUAGAUUUAAAGAAAAGUACUUUGCUAGCAGGUAUAAGUAAAAAAUAAUUUAUUAGAAAUAUUUAAAGAAGAUUCGCCAUCUAAAAUAUAAUAACUACAGGAAGAUAGUACUUCUUUUUUUAUGUUUUCCAGUAGCUCUGUCACGUCAUAGGCGAGUAUAAUAUAUAACAGUACUGACAAAUCUUUCAAAAUAGUAGAAAGCGUAUUUCUAUUUACAUAUUAUCGAGAAUUGUAUUAUUUUCAAGUCCAAUAUUAAAAGUAUAUUGUUCAUGAAAUGUACAUACGUAGUGGCAAGCAUAAAGCAUACAUCUGCUAUUGACUAUAUUCAUUAAUUGUCAAUGCAUUCGUACAUGUUGUAGACAUUUGACAAUAUAUUGUAGUUCUGCUUAUUGUAA
Molecule: messenger RNA, 2503 nt
Organism: Vollenhovia emeryi
Lineage: Eukaryota; Metazoa; Arthropoda; Insecta; Hymenoptera; Formicidae
Product: UPF0568 protein C14orf166 homolog
Exons: 4
Coding region: 169-915 (248 amino acids)
Biological process (GO): tRNA splicing, via endonucleolytic cleavage and ligation
Cellular component (GO): tRNA-splicing ligase complex
Molecular function (GO): RNA binding
Source: RefSeq, a predicted model, not a curated record